Coccinella septempunctata (seven-spotted ladybird) is the source of this 1047-nucleotide messenger RNA. RefSeq names its product protein max (gene Max). Gene Ontology annotation, molecular function: DNA-binding transcription factor activity; protein dimerization activity. Gene Ontology annotation, biological process: positive regulation of transcription by RNA polymerase II. The transcript is spliced from 5 exons. NCBI's taxonomy places the organism in Eukaryota, Metazoa, Arthropoda, Insecta, Coleoptera, Coccinellidae. The record is from RefSeq and is a predicted model, not a curated record. Bases 234 to 791 code for a protein of 185 amino acids. Gene Ontology annotation, cellular component: RNA polymerase II transcription regulator complex.
UUUUAUUUCAGUCUAUGGUUGAAUUCGCAUGUGGUUUGGUUAUGUGAAAAAAAUUAUGGAAUAGAUACACUGAGGAUUUCUGACUAUCAGAGCAUUUUAAAAUUGUUCAAAAGAUCUGAACUUUCUCCCCUCAUUACAUUAAUCAAUAUAUUCGAACGCCAAGUUUCAUAGGAUAUUCUAAUUCUGUCCUUUUUUCACUUAUACCUAUAUCAUAUUCAUAUUCUCAUAUCACUAUGAGUGACGACGACAGAGAUAUAGACGUAGAAAGUGAUGAAGGAGAGGAUUCGGAUACAAGACAGCCAACUGUACAACGACAAACUACAGGCAAUCAGUAUUACUCCCAAGCAGAAAAAAGAGCCCAUCAUAAUGCUCUGGAACGAAAACGAAGAGAUCAUAUCAAAGAUAGUUUCAGCAGUUUGCGUGAUACAGUUCCAGCGUUAAAUGGUGAAAAAGUAGCUAGUCGAGCUCAAAUUCUGAAAAAAGCUGCAGAAUACAUAAUGCUCAUGAGGAGAAAAAAUUCAUCACAUCAAAGGGAUAUAGACGAUUUAAAACGUCAAAACAGUUUAUUAGAAGCUCAAAGUAAGAUUUACUUCUUGAAGGAAGGAAUAUGGAGGCAUUUUAUUUCAAUUUUAAUUACAGUAAAUCAAUUGGAGAAGGCCAAAGCAACGGGAUCGUUUAGUAUAGAUUCAGGUGAUAGAAGUAGCUACAAUGACAGUGAAUCAGAUACAUCUGAAGGAGAAAUGCCAGUACAAAGAAAAAGAACUAAAAAGGUUAAGUCUUCUCACCACUAACCUUUGCAGAUAAAAGACUUCAAAAGAUGUUCCAGGGUGUGGGAAAAGCAGUUUUGAAUGGAUGAUCAUGAAGCAGUUUUAACCAAAACUCAUUUAUGAUUCCAGUAAAUUGAAAGGACGAUUUACACGUUUGUACUUCAUUGUUUGGGAGUAGUGUUGAUCAUAUUUCACAUACACAGCUGUGAAAUAUUGAAUAAACCAAGAUUUAUUUUUGUUGUAUAUUUCUUUUAAUAAUAUAAUCUCUUUUUUAAUAAUA